Molecule: messenger RNA, 1203 nt
Organism: Penicillium argentinense
Lineage: Eukaryota; Fungi; Ascomycota; Eurotiomycetes; Eurotiales; Aspergillaceae
Product: NAD(P)/FAD-dependent oxidoreductase
Exons: 3
Coding region: 1-1203 (400 amino acids)
Cellular component (GO): mitochondrion
Molecular function (GO): (S)-2-hydroxy-acid oxidase activity; (S)-2-hydroxyglutarate dehydrogenase activity
Source: RefSeq, a predicted model, not a curated record
AUGUACACACGGAGAGCUGCCUCGAGAACUCCGUCGCUCCGUCGCUGCUUCUCGAGCGCCCGAAUCUGCCGUGCGGACUUCACGCAUGCAGUCAUUGGAGCUGGUGUUGUCGGCCUUGCAGUCGCUCGGCAAAUAGCAGCUCGCGAAGGCACCUCGACGAUCCUCCUUGAACGACACGAUGGGCCAGGAACGGAGACUAGCAGUCGGAACUCUGAGGUCAUUCACGCCGGCCUCUACUACCCAGCCGACUCCCUCAAAACAAAACUAUGCAUCCAGGGCCGCAACAUGCUAUACGAUCUGUGCUCCAAGCACGCCAUCCCACACAAAAACACCAAAAAAUGGAUCGUCGCCCAAACAGCCGAGCAGUGGGAGUCCUGUCUGCGGGUCCACAACCACGCCCAAUCUCUAGGCGACGCCCCGACCCGGAUCGUCGGCCGCGACGAAGCAGCCCGUCGCGAGCCCGACGUCAAAGCUGACGGCGGCAUCGUCGAGAGUCUGAGCACCGGAAUCGUCGACAGCCACUCGCUGAUGACAUAUCUGCAAGGCGACUUUGAAGACCGAGGCGGCGACAUCGCUUUCAAGACGAGGGUCACUGGCGUCGAGCGUGUUAGCGAUGGUUAUCAGAUUACUGCUGUCUCAGAUGAGGAUGGCUCCGUCACGACCAUCACUGCCGAGACCCUGAUCAACAGUGCCGGGCAUGGUGCAUGCGCUAUCAACAACCUUAUCUUGCCGGCGGAUCGGCAUCGGGAGCCGCACUAUGCGAAGGGGACGUACUUUUCGUAUGCUGGGUCCCGGCCACGGGCAUCUGUGCUCGUCUACCCGGCCACUGUGCCUGGACACGGUGGAUUAGGCACUCAUUUGACCCUAGACAUGGGCGGUCGUAUUCGCUUUGGUCCUGAUGUCGAGUGGGUGGAUGAUCCCAAUGAUCUGACCCCCAGUGCUGCGCGAUUGGAACAGGCAAUUCCGGAAAUUCUGGCGUAUAUGCCUGGCGUGGACCCCUCGGCUAUUUCCUUGGAUUAUUGUGGCAUUCGACCUAAGCUGAGCCGUGGAGGUGGCGUGAACAUUGGAAAGACUUUCCAGGACUUUGUGAUUCAAGAGGAGGAGGGUUUCCCGGGGUUCGUGAAUCUAUUGGGUAUUGAGAGCCCGGGAUUGACUAGCUCGCUGGCGAUCGGUGAGAUGGUUGACGGUAUUAUUUACCGGUGA